Cavia porcellus (domestic guinea pig) is the source of this 7156-nucleotide messenger RNA. RefSeq names its product DDB1 and CUL4 associated factor 17 (gene Dcaf17). Gene Ontology annotation, cellular component: Cul4-RING E3 ubiquitin ligase complex. The record is from RefSeq and is a predicted model, not a curated record. The transcript is spliced from 14 exons. Gene Ontology annotation, biological process: protein ubiquitination. Lineage: Eukaryota; Metazoa; Chordata; Mammalia; Rodentia; Caviidae. The coding region runs from base 242 to 1819 and encodes 525 amino acids.
CAGCGUACUGCCUGCUGUGGGAGAGCCACAGAAGCAGGCCGGGAAGGGGUAGUGUUUGUUGUUUCCUUUUUCCCUGUACUCGGGGAGGACUGGCUGGUCCUUUCCUCGCCCCGCUAUUGCGUGCCUGUUUCCCAGCAUUAUUUUUUUUCUUGAAAUUCAGAGGUGACGGCUGCUGUUGGGUGAGGGAGUGAGGGGUGCACCCCUCCUUCAACCCAAGCAAAUUGCGACUGUCUGAGCCUCCAUGGGCCCGACCCGGAAGCCCAACGUGUGCAGCCAGCUGAGUCGCCGGGCUCUGGGCUUCUUCGCCCGCGACGCAGGCGUGGUGCAGAGGACAAACCUGGGCAUCCUGCGGGUGCUGGUGUGCCAGGAAAGUACUAAAUUUAAGAAUGUUUGGACAACUCAUUCCAAGUCACCUAUAGCCUAUGAGAGAGGAAGAAUAUAUUUUGACAAUUAUCGGUGUUGUGUCAGCAGUGUUGCAUCAGAGCCAAGAAAACUUUAUGAGAUGCCAAAGUGUCCCAAAUCAGAAAAAAUAGAGGAUGCUUUGUUAUGGGAAUGCCCAGUGGGGGAUGUACUUUCCAAUCCAUCAGAUUAUAAAUCCUCACUCAUAGCACUGACUGCUCAUAAUUGGCUACUCCGUAUAUCGGCGACUACAGGAAAAAUUCUUGAAAAAAUAUAUCUCGCCUCUUACUGCAAAUUCAGGUACCUGAGCUGGGAUACUCCUCAAGAAGUCAUCACAAUCAAGUCAGCUCAGAACAAAUGUUCUGCAUUGGCUUGUCAGGCAGGCAUUCAGCAGACUGUUUUGUUAUACCUUGCAGUGUUCCGAGUUCUGCCUUUUUCACUUGUAGGGAUUGUAGAGAUCAACAAAAGGAUUUUCGGGAACAUUACCGAUGCUACCCUCUCUCAUGGGAUACUAAUUGUGAUGUACAGCUCAGGACUGGUCAGGCUCUAUAGCUUCCAAGCCAUCACUGAACAGUUCAUGCAACAGAAACUUGACUUAGGGUGUGCAUGCAGAUGGGGUGGGACUACUGGAACUGUAGGAGAGGCUCCUUUUGGCAUCCCUUGUAAUAUUAAAAUCACAGACUCACCACCAUUGCUCUUUGAGGUGUCAUCUCUAGAAAAUGCUUUUCAAAUUGGAGGCCAUCCUUGGCACUACAUCAUUACACCCAAUAAGAAGAAACAGAAAGGAGUUUUCCAUAUUUGUGCCUUGAAGGAUAACUCCUUGGCAAAAAAUGGGAUCCAAGAAAUGGACUGUUGUUCUUUAGAAUCUGACUGGAUCUAUUUCCAUCCUGAUGCUUCUGGUAGAAUAAUACAUGUUGGUCCAAAUCAAAUCAAAAUUUUAAAGCUAAAUGAAAUAGAAAAUAAUAGUUCUCAGCAUCAGAUCUCUGAAGAUUUUGUAAUUUUGGCCAAUAGGGAGCACAAAAAAGAAAACUUAAUCACUGUUACAGCUUCUGGAAGGGUGGUGAAAAAAAGUUUUAACCUUCUGGAUGAUGACCCAGAACAAGAGACUUUCAAAAUUGUGGACUAUGAAGAUGAGUUGGAUUUGCUCUCUGUAGUAGCUGUUACUCAAAUAGAUGCUGAAGGAAAAGCUCACUUGGAUUUCCACUGUAAUGAAUAUGGAACGUUACUUAAAAGCAUUCCACUAGUGGAGUCAUGGGAUGUGACAUACAGCCAUGAAGUCUACUUUGACAGAGACUUGGUGCUCCACAUUGAACAGAAACCCAACAGGGUCUUCAGCUGCUAUGUAUACCAGAUGGUGUGUGACCCUGGAGAAGAAGAAGAAGAUGAAGAAGAAGAAGAAAUCCUAAACUCAAAUUGUUAAUAAGAGUGAGACAAUUACGGCUUAGGACUGUUAGCCCAGCACCUUAGAAACUGUGUCCAGUUCUCUUUUUUUAUUUUCUGGUUGGCAUGUUCUACGAUUUUGUCCAGAAAAGGUCUUGUAUUAGCUGGGGAUAUAGCUCAGCCACACAGCACCUGCCUGGCAACCACGAGAUUGUGAGUUCAAUUCCCGGUACAAAAAAAAAAAGAAAAGGCCUUGUAUUAACUUCAGAUGACUAACAUUAAAUGCUUGACAUGAAAAUUGGUGGGGUUUUUUAUAAUGCUGUCCCAGGAGGUAUAGUAUUUGGAAACUUUUAGCUAGGUGCUAAUGCAAAUAUAAAAUGCUGAGGAACGGAGAACAGAUGAAUGCCAGACGUUACGGAGAGAACACUUGCUGUGGAAGGGUUUAACAAGGUUUUUAAUGGAAUUUUGAUUGAUAAGGCUAGGAGAGAGACAAAAAGAAAAAUUAGAAAGAUACAGAAAGAUCCUCGAGCCUCCAUUCCAAACUUUGCUUAAGAAUAAAAAAUAUAUAAUGUGAAAGCCUACUUUUGAGCCUUAAACGUACGGUAUCACGGGUUUUUAAAAAAACAUUGUAUGUAUGUAUAUAUGUUUUGUAUUUGUGUAUAAUAAUAAGAAUUAGUUCUGGUUUCCAAAUUACCUUUCCUUCCAUGGUUCUAUUCUCUUGGAUGGACGUCCCCAUUAAAUAUUUUGUUUGUCGGUUGGUUGGUUUUGGUUUUGGUACUGGAAAUCAAACUCAGGACCUUGCAUUUGCCAAGUAGUUGCUUGUGCUGCUGAGCUGUAUUCCCAGCCCCAUUAAAUAUUUUGUGUUUCUGUUGUAGACUAAUAUAAAAAACUCUAAAUAACUUAAAAUGAAAAUUUUUUUCUCUCAUCAGUAGGGCUGUUUACAUCUACAAAUGUUGCUGUCAUUAAUCAUUCUGUUUACUCAUUGUUUUGUUUAGGUGAUACUUUUUCAUAAGUAUACAAGAAAAUAAAGCGACCGUAGCCUGUGCCAGUUUAGUUCCCUAUAGAGGAGACAGUGAGGUCCAACAGGGGUUCUUCCUGGAACAGCAGUUACUUAAUUGGCCAGAGAAAGUUUUUGAUUAUCUUAAUUACAAAAGGAAUAUUUUUUCUUCUUUCCUAGGACAGAUCUAAAUACGAUACUUAAACUGCAGUAAUCUUUAUGACAAUGUUAAAUGAAGGCAGCCUAAGAAAGGGAUAAAAAUGUUUGUUUGUGCUUUGUGUUUAAGCCAUGAGUUGCUGGCAAUCCACUUGAUCAACACAUUUCUUUGAUGCAGCAUCAAAAGAAUAACAAGUUUAAAAAAACAGCAGUAAAAAUCAUUGCUGAAGAUGAAAAUGCGGAAUUUUAGCUUGAAUAAUUUGCAUUAAAAUCCUUCAAUUUAGGCUUUGGUGUCAUGUUAAAAAUUGAUAUGAAUUCUGUUUAAUUCAUUGUACAAUACUUUUUUUUCAUUGUAAAAUUUUUGGGAUGUUUACAAGUAGAUUUUAAGCUUAUUACAAUCAAUAGGAUUAAGGAAAAUGUUGUAGUCAGGGUUUGUGAGAGAAAAGACUUUAUAUAGGACACAUAAUUUAUAGGACUAUUUUUAAAAAUUCACCCAAAAAGUCAAAUACAGAACAGUACAAGAGAUCUGACCUUGCACUAGAGACCCAAAUAAUCCAGCACAGAGCCUGGAUCCGAUAGCAAUGUCCUCCACAAGUCCCAACUGGAGGCCUAGAACCCACGACAAUGUCUCAUGCAAGUCUAUCAGGGAUCUGCACUGGAAAGUCCCAAAGGUCAGUGGUGGAAGCUAAAAAGUCUGAGCCAGUAGGGUGAAGGAUCUUUGCCAGCAGACUGAGGGAUCUGCACUGGAACCAAGAAACAGACUAAGGUAAGGACUAGUGCUCCACCAAAGAGAACUGCAGCCAUCCUUGGCAGCAGCAGGGACCCGAGCUCCUCCGAGGAUGGAAACAGCUGAAUUCAUAUCAGCAAAACCAGCGUGACAAACUUCUUCAGAAAACUGGCAGCACCAUCUUCCUUUCCAGUUCUGUUUUUAUGCUGUAGGCAGCAAUCCUCAGUUGUGCCUUCUACACCCAUCAGCACACUGAUUCAGUUCCGCCGGAUUUACAAAUUGACCAUUAGUUAAUCCACCACAAAGAGAAAGAUGUUGUGUAUUUCAAAAGUCAAGGUAACAGUACGAGGGUCUUUAAAAGAUAGAAAAGAAACCACCUUUUGUACAAUAGAAAAAAGGAUAUAAGUUAAACAUCCCUUAUCUGAGAUGUCUAGGACCAAGAGUGGUUUGGAUUUAAAUUUUUUUCCAGUUUUAGAAUAUCUGCAUGUACCUAAUGCACUCUUGGAAAUGGGACUCAAAUUAAAACAUAAACUUUUAUUUCAUGUGCACCUUAAAUACGUACCCUGAGGGCAACUUCGUGCACUAGUUUUAGGGUACCUGUGUUUAGACUGUGUCCCAUCACAUGAGGUCAAGUAUGGAAUUUUUUAUUUGUGGCAUCAUGUCAGUGCUCAGAAAGUUUUAGAUUGUGGAAUAUUUUGAUUUCCAGAUGAGAAAUGCUUAACCAGUACUAACACUUGAGAAUGUGGUAAAAUAUAUAUGGGCUAAAAUAAGUAUUUCUGAAUCUAAUUCUAUGUGUAAUAAACAUCUGAGAAAACAGAAGUAUACCUUAGCAAGAUGAUAAAAUUAUCUUGAUAUGUUAAAUUCUAAUGCUGUCUUAUCUAACUGAAAAAUUAUUCUCAUUUUAUGCAUAUUAAUAGUACCAUUUACUGUGUUUGAAACUUCUAAAGACAUGAUUAUGAUUACAGAAUAGUUCCAUAAUUAGUGUCUAGAUACUGUGUCAAACUCGUUUUGUUUUGUUGAGACAGUCUUACUAUGUAGUUCAAGCUGCCCUAGAACUCACUGUGUAGCUCAUAGCCAGGCUGGCUUUUGCAAUGAUUCUCCUGCCUCGGUCUUCCAAGUACUGGAAUUCUAGUGCCUCAAACUUUCAAUUAGACUAUAUCUGCAUUGUCCUGCUUAAUAAAUUUAUAUCUUGAAAAAAGUAGUUUGGCAAGGAAAGCACAAACACUAACACUGUAGGCUUCAGAGCAAGCAUAAUAUUGUGUAAUAGCAGAGUGUGUGGUCUUAAUUUUAAACAUCUUUAGACUUCCAUUGUGAGAGACUUUUUCUAAGGCAGUCAUUGAGCCUUUCAUAAUGUUUACUACCUUUUGGUAAAAUGAUGGAAAGGAACUCAGCGCUCAGGAAGGCAUUUGAGAACUGAGAUGCCUGGAUUUUUUGGCAGGGGUGAGGGAUGAGAUACUUUUGGUCUAGAUGUAAAGUGACCAUUAAGAAAUUCCUAAUAUGUUACCACUGCCAAAAUGGAAUAGACCAGGAUCCAAAUGGUAUAUGGAUUAGGCGGGAAAUAGAUCUAGUUUGGAACAGAGUAACAAACAGGAGAGCUGUAUCCCAACUAAAUAAGCUGCAGCUACUGUACUUCACUCUAGCUGAUUGUAAGAGUGAAUGGGAGUGUACAUGAUUGUUGACAGCAUGUUUGCUAAUAAGAUGCCAAAAGAUACUGAGAAUAACAGAGAUUAUGGCAAAUUGAUCUACUGCAAAUAGCAAGAGACAAUACUAUAUGCUUCCCCCAAAGACGUGGAGUGUCUCAGCACCCAAUGUCACGUGGCCCUUUAUACUGCCACCUGCCAGACUAGAGGCAGAUUAGUCAGUAUCCUCUUGACCCACCUUAACCCUUGUCUGCCUGAUUGUUUCAGUGACUCUGCUACUAUUAAAGUAUCGCCCAUCCACGUAACACGUACAAGCAACAGGUACAAAACAUGGGUGACAUUUCUGUGUUUAACCCAAGACCAAAUGAAGCAGAGUUACUUUUCUCAGCCAGUACUGACUUUAAGCUGAAAAGAAGUGCAUUUCUGUGUUUUCCACCUUGAUGUAAGUUUUUCUUACUAUCCUUGCUGCAAGCUUAUUGUUUGAUUUUCUGCAGUGUUUGAUAUAAUUCAAGGAGAAAACAUUCUGUCACACUACUUGAGCUAAUAAGUACUAUACAUUCUUGAAAUGUUUUAUGUCAUAGGCCCUUGGGUUGUUUGUUCGUUUGUAUGUUUUCAUUUUUGUUUUCAGACAGGCUAUGUAGUGUAGGCUGGCCUUGAGCAUACUAUGUAGUCCAGGCUGGCCUUGAACUCAGGGUGAUCCUCCUGCCUCAGCCUUCAAGUGCUGGGACUACAGGUGUGCAGCACUGUGCCCAGCUAUAUAUUUUUUUAAAGUAGAAAUUUUCUGGGAGACUGAGGCAGGGAAUUCACAAGUUUAAGCCUAGUCUGGCCAACUUAGCAAUUAGGCUGUGGCUCAAAAUUAAUAAUAAUAAUAAUAAGGGUUGGGGGUAUAACUCAGUGCAGAGAUCCUGAGUUCAAUACUAGUACCACAGGAAAAAGAAACAUAUUUUGCAUCUGUCAGUCCCUGUGAUGUACUUACAAUGAAGUCUCAUUUCAUAUUCAGAAUAAGCAGGUGGUUAUUUUUGAAUAUGAAAAGGGAAAACUACCAUUGUCUCUGCGUUUUUAGAAAUGAAGGAUUGAGACUUAACAGAAGUUAGUUUUCCUAAGUUCCCACAACAGUAGCUGUAGAAAUAGGAACAAAAAUAGAUUUGGGUGAUAAACUUAUGUAUGCCAUGUUUUCCUCUGAAGCUCUCGAAAAGCAGUUGAUGUUAUUUUAUCACACAUAUAAAUUACUGACAGUUAGCAAUACUGGGUAAUGGGAAAGUGUUUCAUGUGUUCUUUAAAAAAAAAAACCUUGGUGCAGCUGAGGAUUGAACCUAGAGCCUUGAGCAUGGUAAAUAGGUGCUUUUAACCACUGAGCAACCUCCCCAGCCUGGUGUGUGUUUUGUUUUGUUUUGGGGCGGGGGGGGGGGUUGUUUGUUUUUAAUAAUGAUGGAAUAUCCAAGUUUUGGGUGAAGUUUGGCCUAGAGACAGUUCACACGUAACUUGACAGAAAAGACAAUUCUUCAUUCACUAGUUAGAAGUCCUUUAGAAAUGAUACCCAUUUUGUUUGUAGUGACAGAAAAUCACAGUAUGAGUAAUUACUCUUAAUGUAAUCUAGCUUCCAUUUCAGUAAUUGUUAUACUCUUUUUCUUACUAUGUAAGAAGGUAUACAUUUGCUGAGUGUUUGCAAAUACAUAACCCAAACCAUUUUGAAACUUUAGAAUGCACAGUUCGCCUGCAAGUUUUCUACUUCCCCUGCAUGAUCCGUCCCUCCCCAUCUCUCAGGUAGAACUGCUGUUCUUAUUCUUUUGUAUCCCAGGUUAUAUUUGCCUAUCAUGAAAUUUAAUAAAACUUUGAGCAUAAUGCUUUUGAGAUUUA